Molecule: messenger RNA, 917 nt
Organism: Cephus cinctus (wheat stem sawfly)
Lineage: Eukaryota; Metazoa; Arthropoda; Insecta; Hymenoptera; Cephidae
Gene: mRpS25
Product: probable 28S ribosomal protein S25, mitochondrial
Exons: 3
Coding region: 342-845 (167 amino acids)
Cellular component (GO): mitochondrion
Molecular function (GO): structural constituent of ribosome
Source: RefSeq, a predicted model, not a curated record
GUUCUAUGUUUAUAUCGUGAUAUGUGUUCAUCGUAUGUGAAGUGUGUAAAAUUAACUUUAAUUAGAAAUAAUAUUUAUUACGACAGUUUUCAACAGUUAGAACUCUGCGCCUUGUUUCAAAUUACGCGGCAACAAUGGCGGAAUCUUCCGGCAGCAACUUAUUGGUCCUCUGCGACGUAGAUGCGUCAGAACAUUCCUUGUCUCAUUCUAUCAUGGUUUCGUAUAGUCUGUGAGAACAGAAUACUGACUAUAGCGACUAGAUAUUUCGUUAAAAGCGUAAGAAACAUUGUUUCUGUGUUUCUUUUACUCAGUACAAGUUUUUGACGAAAACCAGAAAGAAAAUGCCUUUCAUGAUUGGUAGGAAUCCUGCGAGAAGAACCUUGGAAUAUUUAAAAUCUGGAAGAUUAUUUUUAAAGGAUUCAAUACAGAUAUUUUCAAUCAACUAUAACAUUUUUGGAGACCAUCAUCAGGGUGCCAAGAGUUUCGUAUACUGGUACCUACCACAAGUACAGUAUAAUAAUCCAAACGUACAAGUUAUCACUUUUAAGAAUUUAACACCAACUCCAUUUGUAAGAUGCUUUUAUGAUAAUGGCAAAGAAAUGUUGAUAGAUAUUGACAGUAAAACAAAAGAAGAAAUUUUGGAACAUCUUAUCCAUGUUGUUGGUAAAUCAAAGGAACUUUUGGCUAAAGAAAAAAUUGAUUUUGAAAAAAAAGAUAAUCCUGCAAAUUUUGGAGUGGAUUGUGAACGGAAUUGCAUAUGUAUAAUUCCAGGACAACUCCCUUGUCCUGGAACAGUUCCAUUGCCAAAUCAUAUGCGUGGGAAAUAUAAAUUUGCUAAGGAUUAAGACAUUUUAUUGUAAUAUUGCAUAUAUGUAAUUUGUAAAUAAAUAUAGUAAAAAUAUAUUUUCAGAAGUGAA